This is a messenger RNA of Anastrepha obliqua, 825 nucleotides long. RefSeq names its product chymotrypsin-1-like. Gene Ontology annotation, biological process: proteolysis. The record is from RefSeq and is a predicted model, not a curated record. Bases 1 to 825 code for a protein of 274 amino acids. Gene Ontology annotation, molecular function: serine-type endopeptidase activity. The transcript has a single exon. NCBI's taxonomy places the organism in Eukaryota, Metazoa, Arthropoda, Insecta, Diptera, Tephritidae.
AUGUACGAACACAAAACAAUCGCGCUACUGCUGUUCCAGUUCGGUCUACUCGCAGCUGUUAGUAGCCGCAUUAUAACAAAGGAUGAAGACGAAGUCAUCUAUCCACCACAAACGAAUUCGCGCAUUGUGGGCGGCGAAGCGGCGCCCGAGGGUUUCGCCCCUUACCAAAUAUCCAUGCAAAAUCUUAAUGGCCGUCACUUCUGUGGUGGUGCGAUCAUCGAUCAGCGUUGGAUCAUCACUGCCUCACAUUGUGUGGCGGGAGCAACACCUACAAAAAUUCAAGUUCUCACUGGCGCACAAAAUCUGAAAAACCACACCGGCAAAUACUACUAUCCGGAUCGCAUUGUGAUGCACUCCAACUACAAUCACCCGGCGUAUGCCAACGAUAUUGCGCUAUUGCAUUUGAAUGAUUCGAUCGCUUUCGAUGAACACACCCAGGCGGUGCAUUACGUUUAUGAGCCAUUGCAGAAAGGUGACGAGCUGGUGCUUACCGGUUGGGGUACUAUGGCGUUGGGUGGCUCCACACCAGAUAUUUUGCAAACGCUGACUGUGCGCGUGGUGCCGUAUGAGGAGUGUCGCAAGGCACACCCCGAUAAUUUGUCCAACUAUGUUGACAUAGGACACUUGUGCACUUUCAAUGAUAAUGGUAAAGGCGCUUGUCACGGUGAUUCAGGUGGUCCGCUGGUACAUAAUGGUACACUGGUCGCAUUGGUCAAUUGGGGUCUACCCUGUGCGAAAGGAUAUCCAGAUGUGCAUGCGAGUGUGACGUACUAUCAUGACUUCAUACGCACGCAAUUGAGUGCGUCCAAGGAGGAUAAGGCUUGA